AUGUCCAAUGAAGAGAGUGACAAUUCCUUAAAUAGGAUUAACUUGGUUAACCCUGCAAACAGGUUAAUAUAUUUAAAACUAAUUGAACUUCGUGAAAUAUAUCGCAACAGGUCUCCAAAGUUAUGUUUAUCGCUUACUAAGGCAAUCACAUCACUGAAACGUUAUCCUCUACCUAUAACGAACCUGCGGGAAAUUUUUAUAAUUUCUGGGAUAGGCGCUCAAUUUUAUAAGCACCUUAACAGGGUUAUAAAGGGGAAAACACCGACGGUUGACGAUGAGGACCUAAAGAAGCACAGAAUAAACAGCCUGUACCGCAUUUGCGAGUUUAUGCAGAUGAACAACUACUUCAACGCAGUUAGCACGAAGUCGUACAGGCCCCCGACGUACUCGAACACGUGGACGUUUCUGUGUAUUCUGGGAUUCUUCAGCGACUGCAAGAACGAAGUGAACAGCAGGCUGACUCUGGAUGACGUUUCGAGCAUGUUCCAGGAGUUCUCAAAGAUCUUCCCGAAGGCGAAGCUGACCAGUUUCGGCUUCCUGAAAAUACUUACCAGCAAGCAGAUCAUCAAUUUCAGGAGGCAGGGCCAGGAGGUGGUCUCCCAGGACGACUUCCAGUACAAGUACAAGCACAGGUACACCUACGGGCUGACGGAAGAGGGCAGGGAGUUGGUGGAGUCGCUCCUGUCUAAGCUGGACAUACCACUUGACAACAUCAAGGCCACCUUCAACAAGAUCUACGACAUAACGAACGGCAUCAUCAGCAACAGGAGCAACAACGAGUUCCUUAACAUAGACUCAUACAAGUGCUCCCAGGCUGAGAGCCCCAAUUCUGUGACGAGUUCAGUGACUAAAACGCCCGCGAAGACGCUAACUGUUUCCGAUCUUUCGAUCUCGCAUAAGCCCGAGUUGAAUUUGGACCACGACAGUCAUGCAUAUUUUAAAAAUUUGAGGGACAGGCUUAAAAUUAAGUACGGAAUCGAUGUGUUUGCAUACUCGGACUACGAAAUCAUAACAGUCGUGGACAAGAGGGAGCUGCACGACUCGAACGGGAAGUACUUUGUGAAGCUGACGAACCUGUUCAAGGACGCGAACAAGUCUCUCGUCUUUAAGCAGCUGCCGCUCGGGGACGUGGUGUGGAUAAUCAAGCUCAACCUUCCCACGCAGAACGAGCAUUUUCACAUAAACGGCACGGACGGCUUCAACAUCAACGGAGUGGGCCUCGGACCCAAGGCUAAGGGCGACUUGAUUAAGAAGGAGAAAAAGUCGCCCAAGAAGUCCCAGGAGGACCCCGAGGAGCAGGACUGGUACGUGCUCGACUGGAUUCUGGAGAGAAAGACCACCAUUGACCUGAACUCGAGCAUAAUGGACGGCAGGUACAACGAGCAGAAGCUGCGCCUGCUGAACCUGAGGGGCUUCACCAGGGUGAUAUACCUCUUCGAGGACUCGCCCCUGGAGCAGGUGACGAACAAGUUCGCGAAGCUGGGCCAGCGUGCGCUUAACUACAAGGCCAUCAAGACUGCUAAAAUAAACACCAAGUUCGUCUCCGGCUUCAACGUGAUUAAUACGUCGAGCCUGUCCCACAGCGCGUGCAUGCUCCUAUACCUGCACCUCGCCAUUGAGAACUACUUCAAGGAGAAGUUCAGGACGAUGCGCGUGAUGGGCGACUUUGACCUGCACAGCUUCGUCAGCAAGAACCACUACAGGUUCUCGCGCUUCAAGGAGGAGAACCGGAAGCGCUUCAAGCUGACCUACCACGAGCUGUUCGGCCGCCAGCUCCGGUGCAUUCCCAAGAUGGGAGAGCAGCUCACCGCAGCCAUACUCUCACUGUGGCCCACUCCGUACCUCUUCCACGCGGCCAUAAACAGGCUAACCCUUGAGGAAAUAAACAAGGAGCUAUCGCAGCUCAAGCGAAAGUGUAAAAUGUCAAAUCAGGUAUACGAAUCGUGCCGGGACCUAUUCAUGAAUUCAUCAUGUGCCUCCUCACACUUGGAAGCUGAUUCUGAUACACCUGGUGGGCAGAUAUCAGCAUGA
Messenger RNA from Theileria orientalis strain Shintoku, 2031 nucleotides. Its product is annotated as MUS81 endonuclease homolog. Gene Ontology annotation, molecular function: DNA binding; 3'-flap endonuclease activity; crossover junction DNA endonuclease activity. NCBI's taxonomy places the organism in Eukaryota, Apicomplexa, Aconoidasida, Piroplasmida, Theileriidae. Gene Ontology annotation, cellular component: nucleus; Holliday junction resolvase complex. The transcript is spliced from 4 exons. The record is from RefSeq and is a predicted model, not a curated record. Gene Ontology annotation, biological process: mitotic intra-S DNA damage checkpoint signaling; DNA catabolic process; double-strand break repair via break-induced replication. Bases 1 to 2031 code for a protein of 676 amino acids.